UUGCCGCAUGUAUUAUUCAAAGCGGUCCGCGACCUCACCGCCCCACAAUUUCGUUCGCCUUGUCCCGACGUCACUAAUUACACUGUGACACUUUACGUUGCACGGUAUUCAUUUAUAACAGCGUAUUUCCCUAUAGUUAUUGGCAGGCGAUGUCAUGUAGGUGCAAUGGAAUGCGGCGCGCUAACUAACGGUGCGGAGCGGACAGAGCAGCACGACUACACUCCCAGGCCGGGCCGAGAUCGCUGCUCUCAGAUAAGCGAGCCAGCGAUACGAAAUCCAAUAAGCCAUUUCCUUGAAGCUCUCACAGGCACCGCGGCUCAAAAAAAUUACCAAAGACGAACAAAAAAGGCCCGUGAAUAA
Molecule: messenger RNA, 360 nt
Organism: Danaus chrysippus (African queen)
Lineage: Eukaryota; Metazoa; Arthropoda; Insecta; Lepidoptera; Nymphalidae
Source: the annotation of a GenBank genome assembly